This is a messenger RNA of Lindgomyces ingoldianus, 1243 nucleotides long. RefSeq lists its product as uncharacterized. The coding region runs from base 223 to 1170 and encodes 315 amino acids. The transcript has 2 exons. The record is from RefSeq and is a predicted model, not a curated record. Lineage: Eukaryota; Fungi; Ascomycota; Dothideomycetes; Pleosporales; Lindgomycetaceae.
CUUCUUCACUCGUUUUCCCUGUUGAGCAGGAAAGGCAGACUGCCGUAUCGAUAACCGCGUAAUCGUCUCGACAUUUCUUGUGGCGCUCGCGAUACCAGCCACCCGCAUCUUGAGUCGUGAACUUUCUGCCCUUGCUACAGCUUCCCUCCCCAGGACACCGGACAUCUUUCGACCCUCAGAACACCGCCACCUACACUCAUCUACCCUGUCUCCAAUAUCGCAAUGUACUCUUUCUUCCGCCUUGUCCUUCUAGGGCUUCCGCUGGUCGGCAGUGUCGUCUCUGAACCAGCUGCCUCGCCGACAAAGGAAACGCACCCCAUCUACGCCAAUGCCGAGCAAGCUUUCCAAGACCUGCUCAACGCUCUGCCUGAAGAGUCUCUCCACGUAGCCUUGAACGGACUCACUCGAUUCAAGGAUGGAAUCUUCGAAUCUGGUCGCCAUGGCGUGGAACGUGUGCACAACGAGAAUCCACCGCUUGCCACGAGGCUCAUAGUAGCUGCAGUCCAGGACCUGAAGAAGCGGCAGACCCCGCCGACGAAUGGCACCUCCACCCAGCCCGCUUCCUCGCAGGCCCCAAGUUCGCAGGCCCCGUCGUCAAACCCAUCUCCUGCAAGCUCCCGGGAAUCCGCCGUCAUCGUCCCUGUUCCCAUCACAACGACCAACUCGGCUGGGGAGGCUACAGUAGUUUCCAGCGGAAUCUUGAGUCAGCCAACUGCAUCCGUCGCAGUUCCGGUUACUCGUACUAACGAUCAGGGUUCUACUAUUGUGGCCACCGAGACCAAACCCGCUGUGAUCUUCACGGCGACAGAUUCAGCAGGCUCAGCCUUCGUGACCACGUCUGCUGUUGACUUCGCACCAACGCAGGGACAAGUCCUGACAACCACCAAUGCUGAGGGAAGCACCUUCUUGACGACCUAUACGCCCGGUGGCGGAAAGGUGUCCUCAAUUGUACUGAUCACCACAACGGGUUCUGAUGGCCGACCAAGCGUCAUCACCAGCUACACAUUCGUUGGGCCAGCGCAGGCUACCGGGACAGAUGGCAAGCCGCUUCCCUCAGGAGCCACAAGCGUGAAGCCGGGGCUGCAGUCGGGUGCCGCAGACAGAAAUCGGGCGAUGGAGGCCGCUAUGGUGGGAGGUGCUGUUGGCGGAGCAUUUGCGCUGUGGAUAUAAUACCCAACCAUGGAACUCUGCUCUUCCGAUGGACGAGAUCACAAAUUGCGAAAGAAUGCGUAAUAAAAAAAAA